Messenger RNA from Aplysia californica (California sea hare), 2982 nucleotides. RefSeq names its product substance-P receptor. Lineage: Eukaryota; Metazoa; Mollusca; Gastropoda; Aplysiida; Aplysiidae. Gene Ontology annotation, cellular component: membrane. The record is from RefSeq and is a predicted model, not a curated record. Gene Ontology annotation, biological process: G protein-coupled receptor signaling pathway. Gene Ontology annotation, molecular function: neuropeptide Y receptor activity.
GGCGUAAACUGCGCUCUCCGGCUUUCGGCGCUUUGAAGUAUUAAUUGAUCUGCGGUUGGCACAGGCGGAGGAACAAGUGCUGAAACAGGAUACUUCCACUUGUUGUCUCUUCCGAUCUUCUCAAGGUUUCUUACCCACCUGGACACACCAAGCCCCAAGUGGUCAGCCAUGUGCAAAAUAAGUUAAAGAAAACCUCCAAGGAAACGGGAUUAAAAAUAAAAGCUGUAACCCAGCACUACCCUGUCUGUGAUAGUUGAUUAGGCGGCAGAGAGCAGCCAGGUUCCUGGAGCAAUUUCGUCGCUUAAAUCGCUUCAAGGCUUUUUCUGUUUCUUAUUUGCCCAGCCUAUAAGUUUUGAUCGUUCUCGCUACAGAACGGUAGAGAGCUAGAAGUCGGCUUCUGCGCCGUGUCCAAAUAUUGGAUUUUAACUACUAUCCACUUGCUGGGGUGCCUCAUUGUACCGUGCCCAUAAAGUAAUUGAAGAAUCUGUUAAUUAAUUUAGUGAGGAUAGUCGUCAAAACUUGCAGUGGACACAUAAACGUCGGAGUUUUGUUACAUCACUGUAACAAAAGCUUUGGAAAUCCAUAAAUCAGUGUCAAUGACUGCUAAAAGUGAUUAAGCAUUUGCAUACACGUUAAAGUUAAAGGUGAUUACGUUGUCCGCUGUGCCAGACUUGAUAAAUCAGAGAAGAGCUGAGGGAAGCGCUCCCCUUCCCACUGCUGCUGCGCCUACCUGGCCGUAAUUUCAUUACGUACUUAGCAACCGUCCCUCUUGGGCUCAACGCAAUACGUUGCUGCUACGCUCGUUACAACCAGCCUGGGCCCUAUCGAGUUCCUGGUUACCAUCUCGCCAUCAGUUCGGCGUCUGCGACGUCCCCUGGGGGAGGCCUUGCAGUCUCGGGCCCUGAGAGUCUGAGAGUUAAUCUAUGCAGGUUGUUUACCGUCGGUGCAGACGUUAAUGACCCUCACUGCUCAAAACGACUAACUGCUCUCAUCGGAAUACUUCGUUUCCUCAUUACGCCUGUAAUUACCCCCCCCCCUUCUAAAACCAUUACCACCCCCUCCUUCUAUAGCGGCGUUCAGAGCGAAGUGCAGACUGCGCCGUGCCAUAAAUACAAGAAUAGGGUUAUCAUCCCUGAGCUUCGCGUGAAUACAACUAACAAGAUAUAUUGUACAAAGUUUUCGGCAUAUAUAUUUCUUAUAAAACUGCUGGGCAUCUCAUUUUGGAAUAAGCAGAAAGAUUCACAAGCUGAUCGCCAGAAGCCACAUCUAGCUCAGUGAAAGUUUCACUAAUAAAAUUUAGAAUCUGAUUCAAACAACGUUACACCGUUGCUGUCUUCAAUAAUAUUACUGCGUGUACUUUACUUCCAUUCCCUAAAAGGCAGUGAAAAUUCUUGGACGAGAAGACCUUUAACCAGAAGCAUAUUACUCAUCGUACAGAGGCUAUAGACUAUACGUUGACUCCGUAAACUCUCGUCAUCCCGAGAAUACUCGGUAUCUGAAAGCAGCCAAUAUGGCGAACAUAUCUGAGGGUAUCACGUUCAACUACACCCACGAUCAUGUGGGUAACUUCGUCACCGCGGAUAUGCCAGUGGAUUUCUCCAAAAUGGAGUACCCUUUGCCCAUCAAGUACAAGCCUGUGUGGGAGAUUGUGGUGAAAACGCUCUUCUACGUCCCAGUCAUCGUCUUUGCCAUCAUCGGAAACAUCAUCACCAUCGUGGUCGUCGCCAAGAACAAGAGGAUGCAAACUACAACCAAUUACUACAUCGUGAACCUGGCGGUUGCGGACUGUCUAGUGACCUUGAGCUGCUCGUGGGCUCACCUUGUGGAUGACCUGACGCCCUUCUGGAUUCUCGGCUCCUUCUUCUGUACCUUCAACACCUUCUCCCAGGUGCUCACCCUGCUGGCUAGUAUCUUCACGCUGACAUUUAUAGCAUGUGACCGCUUCUUCGGCAUUGUGUUCGCCAUGAAGGCGCACUUCAUUGAGCGCAGAGCUAGCUUCACCAUCGUACUCAUCUGGCUUCUCUCGAUUCUCGUCGCCUCGCCCCUCAUUUAUUACAGGAGGUACCAAGAGGUCCAGUGGCUUGACGUGACAGAGACCUGGUGUGAUGACCAGUGGCCGCUGUAUGUGUACACAAACUCUGACGGCCAGAUAGUGUCCGAGAGUCCGGCCCGCCGCUUCUACUACAUGUUCAUCUGUGUGGCGCUCUUCUUUCUGCCUUGCCUCAUAAUGGGUGUGGCGUAUUUGGUUAUCAUUCUGACCUUGUGGUCAGCGCAGGUGCCCGGUGAGCGUAUCAGCAAGGAUAUCAAGUCACAGACUAAGAUGAGGAAGAGGAUCGUUGUCAUGUUGGUUGUCAUCCUAACCAUCUUCAUCAUUUGCUGGACCCCUCUCGUCGUCUGUCUCAUUUAUUCUGAGUUCGUUCACCCAAGCCAAAACCAGGGUUUCAGAAUCUCUAUCGCGGAGGCGACAGGCGAGCUCGCUACAACACAAUGGUAUCCAGAGUGGAUUCCUUCCAAAGCUCAACUCACAUGACAAAGGUUUGACCUCCAGACCCUCCAGACGGUCGAGCAAGAAAUUCUACGACAACUUGGAGCUGAACAGCACUCACGAUCGAUAUACACAGCGCGUGAAAGACUAAACGCCUCUCUCCGGUAUCUGAUCGGAAGUGCUGUCAAUUGGCAGAUUUUGAUUCAAGCAUGUGCGGACCGACGUAUUGGGGAGCAUGAAGGAAUUCUUCCUGUAUGGCUCUGAUUAUUUCCAUCUGGAAUAAGCAAGUUGAAAGGAACGAUGGUCUGUGCAAAAUGAUAAUAUGCGUGUGUUGAAACGAGCAGGGCUGAGUGUUACAAUGUUAUUUAAUACGCCUGCACAGGUGCUGUUAGGAAUUCUUCAUAAAGAUAAUAAUUUGUUUGUCAAUCUGUCUCUCUCAGCAAUUUUUCAAAAAAUAGUUAUUUGGGGUAUAUCAAAAAACGAUAUAAAAAACAAGG